This is a messenger RNA of Rhizophagus irregularis DAOM 181602=DAOM 197198, 274 nucleotides long. The record is from RefSeq and is a predicted model, not a curated record. NCBI's taxonomy places the organism in Eukaryota, Fungi, Glomeromycota, Glomeromycetes, Glomerales, Glomeraceae.
AUCGCGAACUUGAAUUUAUUGCUUGAACUUCCGAUUCAUGUACUUCUGUUAGUUGCCAUGGCUCAUUUCCAGUUUGUUUUUUAUAUCUUUUGUAUAAUUUGGAACGAAUCUUAUCUGUCAAAAUACUUGGUAAUCCAAUUAAUUUGGUAUGCCAAUCCAGAUAUUCGGCGAUGUAGUCCCCGCAUGAUGUCUCAUCAGUAAUCCCAUAAUAAUCGAAAUUUUCACAACUACAUUCUUUAUAUAGAUUAGGAUAUUGAUCCAAUAUCUUGUUGCG